AUGUAUUUCCACAAAAAACAUCAGAAAAUGCAGAUCCAUGUGGUGAGUCGAAAGCUGGUUAAACCUAGCAAGGCGACUCCGCCGCAGCUCCGCAGCUACAAGAUAUCGGUGAUGGACGAGGUGAAUCCAUCGAUGUUCGUGGUUCGCAUCCUCUACUAUCGAUCUCGAGGAUUAAUAAAUCUGAGUGGUUUGGAAGAGUCGCUGGGUCGAACCCUGACCCGAUUCUACCCACUAGCAGGUAGAUACGACAAGGAGAAGCGCAUGGUGGAAUGCAACGACGAGGGAGCUCUCUAUUCAACGGCACGAGUCGAUUGCCAACUCAGUCGGCUCAUAGACGGGGAGGUCGACGUCGAGCAGCUCAACCUCCUCCUCCCCUUGGAAAUCGGUGCAGCUGAUGAGCCUACGGAUCCAAUGCUAGCGAUUCAAAUCAACAGAUUUCAGUGUGGAGGCACGGCCGUCGCCGUCUGCGCCUCCCACAGAAUCUUCGACGCCGGCUCAAUGAGCAUAUUCCUCACUGCCUGGGGCAGGGGCGGCGCCGCCAUCACCCCCGUCUUUGACUCCGCCUCCUACUUCCCCUCCGAGAACUUACCUCCUCUACAGACUCACGACUCCAGAACCCGUAACAACAACAUAUCCGUCAGGCGUUUCAUUUUCACCAAAACCGCGCUAUCGGAACUCCGCCGCCGCAUGCCCGCCUCCGCAAAACCGCCGUCCAGGGUGGCGGCGGCGUCCGCCGCCCUCAUCCAGGCGCUCCUGCGCGCCGACAGGGCCAAGCACGGAGAAUCCAGACCCUGCAUCGUCGCUCAGGCGAUCAACGUCCGCGGGCGGACCCAUCCGCCCGUGCCGGACCACUCGUGCGGUAACUGGGCCACCUUCGCCACCCUCGAGCUCGACGCCGGCCGCAGCCGGGAGAUGGAGGCGGAUUUCCCCGGGCUGGUCUCCGAGAUGCGGGGCGCGGCGGCCGGCGGCGUGGCCGACUGCGCGCGGCUGCUGGCGGACAGGGAGUUCGGGAGGUGGGCAUUGGUCGGGAGCUACGUGGCGGCGGACGAGAGAGGCGGCGGCGGGGAGUGCAAGGUUGCUUGGAUAAGUGAUUGGUCCAAGUUCGGGGACUACGAGGUUGACUUGGGAUUGGGGAAGCCUGAUUGGGUGAGCUUGGCGGGAGGGAGGCUCGAGGAUAUUAUUGUGUUGAUGAAUACCAAAGAUAAGGAAGGGAUUGAAGCUUGGGUGUCUUUGAAAGAAUCGGAAAUGAGGCUUCUGGAAGAAGAUCACCAGAUUCGGAUGCUUACAUGUCGUCGUGGAUUAUCCAAAAUUUGA
Messenger RNA from Salvia miltiorrhiza (redroot sage), 1314 nucleotides. RefSeq names its product pelargonidin 3-O-(6-caffeoylglucoside) 5-O-(6-O-malonylglucoside) 4'''-malonyltransferase-like. The transcript has 2 exons. The coding region runs from base 1 to 1314 and encodes 437 amino acids. Lineage: Eukaryota; Viridiplantae; Streptophyta; Magnoliopsida; Lamiales; Lamiaceae. The record is from RefSeq and is a predicted model, not a curated record.